This is a messenger RNA of Podarcis lilfordi (Lilford's wall lizard), 25101 nucleotides long. The record is from the annotation of a GenBank genome assembly. Lineage: Eukaryota; Metazoa; Chordata; Lepidosauria; Squamata; Lacertidae.
GGGGGUGGGGAAAAACAAACGAAAACAAACCAGGCAUCGAGUUGGACAGCUUUGUCUAAGAACGUCUCGCGAGGCGGAAGGGGGAAGGACCCCCGCGCUCGCGCCGAAAUUCAAGCGAGGGGAGGAAGAAACCGCCGUCGCCUCAGGUAAGACUCGCGGCUCCUCUGCUUUCCGAGGAGCCGGAAUACACAGAUUACCUCACGCCGAAUGUGUAAUAAUAAUAAUAAGUGCAACUUGAAAACGGCCGCCUCAUGUUCGCGCGCGCGCACACACACACACGGCGCGUGUGCCUGUAUCGUGUGAACUGCGGAGAGACAUCCGUGUCGGGCGACCCUCGUGACGCGCGUCUAUGAAGGGCGCUCCGGCGUGUGACAGGGUUGCGGGGUAAACCAAGUAAGGGAACGGAUCCGGGGAUUUGUCCUGCUGCGAGCAGCCCUUUCUUUUAAUUUAAUACAAAAAUAAAUAAACUAACGAGCCAAUUCUGUCCCAGAUAACUCGGUUCUGUGUCCCCCCCCCCCGGGUGUAGCGCAGGGCCCCCAAACCAAUCAAAAUCAAUACAAACCUGAGGUUCUGCCCAUACAAUAAAACCCCUGGCCACGCCCAUCCUGCCCCCCCCAAAUAAAUCCUGACUAUGCCCAUCCUGCCCCCGCCCCAAUAAAUUCUGGCUAGGCUCAUGCUGCCCCCUCCCCUAAUAACUCCUGGCUACCUUAUUCUUAUUCUUAUUGUUAUUAUUGGAUUUAUAUACUGCCCUAUUCCUGGAAGUCUCAGGGCUGCCCCCUCCCCCACAAAAUGAUAACUCCUGGCUAUACCCAUGCUGCCCCCCCCCAUAAUAACUCCUGACUACAUUAUUAGUAGUACUUAUUGACCCCAUACCUGGAAGUCUCAGGGCUGCCCCCCCCAAAUAAUAACUCCUGGCUACAUCAAUGUUGUCCCUCCAAAUAAUAAAUCCUGGCUACGCCCAUGCUCUCCCCCCCCCCCCAAAUCCUGGCUACGGUGGCAUGGCUGGUUGGCUCUCAUUUAUACACUUAAGAUAGAGAGAGCGUAUAGCAUCGCUCCGAAGGUGGGUAGCUCGGUUGGAGCGUUGUGCUGACAAUGCCAAGGUUGCAGGUUCCGUCCUUGGAUGGGACAGCUGCAUAUUCCUGCACUGGAGGGGGUUGGACUAGAUGAUCCUCAGAGUCCCUUCCAACUCUCUGAUUCUAUGGGAUGAGAACGUCUGCCUGAGAACCUAAACACCCAUGAAAUGCGGCAACAGCUCGGCACAGAAAAAUGAUUUCUCUUGAAUUGCUGCACUUGGGGCUUGAGUACACAUGGCAACGAUCCAUACGCCCCCAGUUUCCUGUGAUAGGCAGCUGUUUGAGGCAUUUCACCUCAAACCGGCUUCGGUCUGACUUGGAACCUGCGGUGCAGCCUCUGCACAGGUGACAGCUUCAUUAAAUGUUAUUGUUGUAUUUAUUAGAUUUAUAUACCACCCUUCAUAAGAUCUCAGGGCAGUUCACAGAAUAAAAUACAGGAUAAAAAUAAGUAAAUCAAAACAGCAAAACAUUAAUCCCUGAGGUGGCUCAGCUGCAAGGAAACCUGUUGGAUAAUGAGCAUCCUCUGAGGAUGUCCCUACCCCGCUCUCUAGGACAUAGAGAGCAAUGUAAAAAUGCUUUUUGAAAGGCAGGGAAACUGACCUUGCUGCAGAAAUCUCAAAUUAGUUGCAGUGUGUGUUGAUUUCUCCUGUGCAACAUUACUGUAAAGUUAAGUCCCAGUGUGAUUGCAAUGCUUGCCAUCUCAUGCUCCUCACUUGCUGCUUUGUGCCCAAUAGAUUCUUACUUUAUUUAUUUCAUAAAAUUUAUACACUGCUUGAUUGUGAAAAACCUUCAAGCGGUUUACAAAAAGGUAAAAACAAUAAAUUAAAGAAAAAUUGGAAAUAUACAGAAAGUUAAAAUACUAAAGCUGAUUAGAAUUCACUGUUACUUCAGAUUUCUAAGUGUCUGGGUAGGAUCCAGUAUGCAUGUUUGUAACUCACAGAAUUAUGACUCAAAAUACAAUUAUGAAUCAAAUGUUUUCUUUCACAGGUUAAACAGUAGGUUUGCUUGGAAUCUCUAGGGAGAGCAAUCAAAAUGUACGUAAAAUCAAUUGUGCUCGAGGGGUUUAAGUCUUACGCUCAACGGACAGAAGUGAAUGACUUUGACCCAUUGUUCAAUGCUAUUACUGGCUUAAAUGGAAGUGGCAAAUCAAACAUCCUGGACUCCAUCUGUUUCUUAUUGGGCAUUACCAAUCUAUCACAGGUGAGUAUAUGCCUUAGACAUCUACUGGCAUCAAUAUUUCCAUUCCUUGUUCUUUGGUGAGCUUAAAGUUUUUGUAACAAAUGCUAGAAUAUUACACAUUCUUCUGAUUGUUGUUGUUUAGUCAUGUCUGAUUCUUCGUGACCCCAUGGACCAGAGCACGCCAGGCACUCCUGUCUUCCACUGCUUCCCGCAGUUUGGUCAGACUCAUGUUUGUAGCUUCGAGAACACUAUCCAACCAUCUCGUCCUCUGUCGUCCCCUUCUGAUUAGAGGAAAACUAAACAAAUAAUUGCCUAUUUUACUGUGGUGGAAUGGUGAUGACUUGGCAUACACUGAGUGCAGAAUUUCAGGCAGGGAAUCUCUUCCAGCCCACUCUGGGGAUUCAACUCUUGGACCUUCUACAUGCAAAGCAGAUGCUCUGUUACUAAACUACAACCCUGCCCACUGACAGUGCAAUCUGAAGGAAAACAAAAACAGGCAGGGUAUUUGGUCCUUAACCUGUCUUUACUCCAUGUAUAACUAAACAUAGAAUUUUGUACUGCUUAUAAUUAUGACUAGCUAGGGGUACAAGUCCAUUCUGGCAGCAGCACUUACUGAAACUUGUCCUGUAUGUUUGCCUAUGAACUGUUUGAGAUAGAACCUAAAACUUAAUUCUAAUUUGCGCUUGUGGCGGUUCAGAUUGUUUGUGGAUCACUCACUUAAAACUAUACAAAUAUUGGCUGGAUUCUUCGGUAAAACUACAGCACCAAUAGACAAUUUCCAGUCACAUGUGAUUUUUUGUAUUCCAAUUCACUGUGGGAGUUAGGACAAAUACUCAUUGGAAUUAUCCAACAUGCAAUGCUAAACCAUUUUAUAGAUUUUUUUGAGCUAUAUAUAAAACUUCCCACAAAUUUCAUCAUAAGAUUGAUUUUUUAAUUUUUAAAAAAGUGUGUUUCUCUCCUCAAUCUUGUAUAAACAUUGUGAAUGAUGGCCCAAACAGUUAACUUCCAGCUAAGUGUUUUAGACACAACCCUAUAGCCUAAGCAUGCACUCUUGCUAUUAAUUGAAAAUUACUGCCCUUUUAAUGUUUUUCAGGUGCGAGCUUCUAACUUGCAAGAUCUGGUUUACAAAAAUGGCCAAGCUGGGAUUACCAAGGCUACAGUAUCAAUCACUUUUGAUAAUUUUGACAAGAAGCAGAGUCCAUUCGGGUUUGAGAUUCAUGAUGAGAUUACAGUAACAAGGCAGGUGAGCAAUAGUUAGGCUCUGUAAAGGUAUAUUCUGAAAUCCUUUGUUUAUUUGUUUUUGGCAUAUGUAGCUGCACAUGCCAAGCUGUCUAGAUGCUUGAAUACUGUAGCAUCAGACUAGAAGGAAAAUUAUGCUUUGGUACAUAAUGAACCCUUGUUUCUUCUCAAGGUGGUGAUUGGAGGCAGAAAUAAAUAUCUAAUCAAUGGUGUGAAUGCAAGUAAUGCUCGAGUACAAGAUCUCUUCUGCUCUGUUGGACUGAAUGUCAAUAAUCCUCACUUUCUUAUUAUGCAGGUAAGCAUAUAUUGUUAAAAAUAUAAUCACUUUCCUUCUUAUUGUGUUGGUUUUUUUAGCAGGCAGGAACUAGGGUGCAGUCCUAAAGCUAGAUCUGUUGGGAUAAGCAUGAUUAGGAUCCAGCAGAUCUCCAGCUGUUUUUAAAAAAUGGAAUGGGAUCUUGCAGAUUCUGAGGAAGCCCUCUCUGGGCUGCAUGUUUUAUUAUUAUUAUUGUGAUUAAUCACCUUUUACACAGUUGUCUCAAGGCAAUAUACAACAGAAACAGUAAAGGCCCCAAUUAACACAAAAAACAGCUGAUACAUUAAAGGUAGAACUAAAAUAAUGCAAAAUAGUUAUGGAAUCAACCAGGUAAUGAAUUGAUGUGUCCUCUGCCAGGGACCUCUUGGUUCAGAAUACUAUUCUUGCCUGUAACUUUGUGCAUUCCACCUCCACUUCCCUGAAAUCUGCCCAGUGUUUGCUAUUUUUAGGUCAGUGGCUCUUUGACACAAACAUUAAAAGUCUGCUAUGUAUCUUGAUGCUAAUAAGUAAUAAAAAUGAUAUCUUAAAAUUACAUGAGAUGUUACUGAUUGAUUUUCAUUCUGUAUUAGGGACGGAUUACCAAAGUUCUGAAUAUGAAGCCUCCAGAGGUAAGAAUGCUGGAGCUUUUUCAUUAGUGUUUCCUUCAUUCAUUUUGGAAUUGAUUCUUUAUUUAGCCUGAGAUUGCAAAAACAGUUUUUUGUUCUAGAUUUUGGCUAUGAUUGAAGAAGCAGCUGGCACUAGGAUGUAUGAAUGCAAGAAAAUAGCUGCCCAGAAAACCAUUGAGAAAAAAGAGGCAAAACUUAAAGAAAUUUGCACGGUACUAGAUUUUUAUAAUUUUUAUUUAUUUUGGGAAGUUUGUUUUUCAGAUAUGAACGGCUGCUAAAGUUCCUCAAGGCGUAGAUUAAGAGGAAUGAAAUGAGCUUUGACUCUGGUCCUGUCUGUCUCUUUCCUUAAUGACCAAUUUGGUUUUAUUUACUCUUUUUAAUUCAAUUUUUCAAAGUCCAUUGCAGAUGUCCCAUCCACUGAAAGUAUGGUGGGAGCAUUUGGAAAAUUCAAAAUUUUUCAUUCUGUACUUUGUUCACAGAUUUUGGAGGAAGAAAUCACACCCACCUUGCAGAAACUGAAAGAGGUAUUUCCCGUUUAAAAUGAAAAAAAUGUUUUACAUUGCAAACCAAGGCAUGUUUAAAGGUAAAGGACCCCUGACAGUUACGUCCAACCGUGAACAACUCUGGGGUUGCGGCGCUCAUCCCCCUUUACUGGCCGAGGGAGCUGGAGUUCGUAAACAGACAGUUUUUCCGGGUCAUGUGGCCAGCAUGACUAAGCCACUUCUGGCAAAACCAGAGCAGCGCACAGAAAUGCCAUUUGCCUUCCCGCCAGAACGGUACCUAUUUAUUUACUUGCAGUUUGACAUGCUUUUGAACUGCUAGGUUGGCAGAAGCUGAGACCAAACAACAGGCGUGCACCCUGUUGCGGGGAAAUGAGGCCUGGAAAUGAGGCGAUAUUGUAGACCUUUCCUUGACAUGAACUAGUUUGCAAACUGCAUCACUUUCUUACUAUUCAUAAUGGUUUUAGUGAAUGUGCUUCAUUUUUCUAGUUUUCCUCUGAAAUUCUUACAAUCUCUAUAUACAUUGCAGAAAUAUAUUCUUGAAAUCCAGUAAUUUGUAGGUUUUUUAAAAAAUAGAACUUCUGUUUAAAUAAAUAUGUUGGCCAUGUUUUCUAAUCUAAUUACGCUGUUUCAUCAUAGCUGUUAUUUCUGGUUAUGGCUUAUAUUUCUGCUUCUCCUUUCCAGGAACGAUCCUCCUACUUGGAAUACCAAAAGGUCAUGAGAGAGAUUGAACACCUGAGUCAUCUGUACGUUGCAUAUCAGUUUGUGUUGGCUGAAGAAACCAAGGCACGUGCUGGUGAUGUGCUAAAGGAAAUGGAAGGGAACAUUGUAAAAGUCCAGGAAGAGAUGGUUGAGAAUGAGAAGAAAGUGAAGGAACUUGGCGCAGAAAUAGCCGAAAUGGAAAAGAAAAGGGAUAAAGUAAGACCAACUAAACUGCUGCCGUUAUUUCUUGUAUUAAGCACAUUUUUAAAAAGCUUUUAAGAGAAUUCCAACAUGUGAAGUACAUUAUAUUGACCAUUUCCAUAUCACUUGGAAAUUACAUUUAAAGGCGUAACACUUGAUAAGAAACCUGCACUAUUUGGUUAGCUGAAUAACUCAGAUGUUGUACAUCAGAAGUAGAGCUUUUGGUAUGAGUUCCCUGAUGGCCUUUCCACUGAAGGUAUCUUAGAUAACUGGGAUUAAAGAAAUUGGAUGGUUGAAUUUGAGGCAAGAGGGUAUCAAGAUAAGAAACCUUUUUAUAGUCUUGGUGCUUACAGGAGACAUAGAAGAUAAUUUUGGAAGUUGAAGCUGACAAUUUCUUCAGCGAAUCCUGUCCUAAAGCAUGAUGCUGUGAACACUGUUUGGCUAUAAAUGGAACCAUUUGUAUACAGUAAAGUAUGCACUUGUUUAUAGCAGAGUUGGUACAGAGAUAUUCACCAAGCAAAGCUGUUAGUGUCAAAUAAUACAUUUUUUAAAAAUGCAUCUCUUAGCGGGGUGGAAAUUUGAUGGCCCUCUAAGAAUAAAAGUUGCUGACACAGCCUAUUACUUUCCCAUUCCUUUCUACUUUCUGACAUUAUAUCUACUAUCCAUACCAGAUGAACUUUCUAAAAAGAGAUUGCAGUGGAAAUGCGGAAGAAUUGUAAUCAAGGAGAGGAGGUGUAGGUGGCCUUGUGCAAUUAACCCUUCAUUUAAUGCUGACUUAAGUGCUUGCAGAAACACUCCUAUUCUUGGAGAUGGCCCAGCUGUGGGUUGAUUGCUGGCCUGGAUCAUGGGAUUCCCAGACCCAGGUGAAGGUAGUUAUAUAAUCAUGUCAGGUACAGGUAGCUGAGUUAUUAAGUGUCUCCUGCAUGGAGCAGAAAAAACCAUAGAGCUUGAGCUAGGAAGGGGGAGCUUUGAAGCAGACCUACACUGUUGCAGGUCUUGCAUCACUGUCUGGACCGAGAUCCAGUGUUAGAAACUCAGAUAUACAGUGGUACCUCAGGUUACAUACGCUUCAGGUUACAGACUCCGCUAACCCAGAAAUAGUGCUUCAGGUUAAGAACUUUGCUUCAGGAUGAGAACAGAAAUUGUGCGGCGGCAGCAGGAGGCCCCAUUAGCUAAAGUGUUGCUUCAGGUUAAGAACAGUUUCAGGUUAAGAACGGACCUCUGGAACAAAUUAAGUACUUAACCCGAGGUACCACUGUAUAAGCUAAUCACCAAAGGGUACCUUAAACCUAGGUUAUGGUUACCACAGGGGAAUGUCUAGGUACACCUUUUUUUUUUUUCUGUGAAAAUUAUUUUUCAUUUCAUUUUUAUACCACAUAUUUUAAAGAAAAAAAAUUUCAAAGCGGUUUACAACACAUUAAAACAUCAAAUAAAACAAUCCAGAAUACAACAAAUUCAAGCUUCAAGGAAAAUAAUUCAGAUCCUUCUCUAAAUGACAUUUUGCUUUCCCCAUAUUUAUUUACCUACUCUAUUACCGCUGGGGCUCCCUAUAGCAGGAAGUGGGGAUUCUGUCAUCUGGUAUUUUGCCUGGUAAAAAGCAAGGAGUUAUUGGUUGUUUGAUUAGUAUUCUAUGUUAAGGCUUGAUUAUUGUUUGCUUUUCUAUCGUGCAAAGGAGGAAUUGUUUAAUCAUUGGAGGAGUUCUGUACCCUUGUGUGCGUGUGAAGCCAUUUUGCUUCAUAAAAUUCAGCCUUUCUCCGCUGGUGGUCUGCAUUUGCUUCAGAGAUCCUUAACAAAGAACCAUUUUGCCUCUUCUCAGCAUACUUGCAAAUACACAAAACACAUAAGUUAACGAUUGAUACUUUAAAAUAUUUGCAGGAAUUUAGUGGUGUUCUCCAUUCACUAGAAGAAGCUCUUGCAGAAGUUCAGAGAACAGAUACUAAAGUGCAAAGCACGCUUGACAUCAAAAAGCAAAACUUGCAAAGUGAAGAAGAAAAGCGUAAAGGGCUGGUUAAAUGCAUGGAAGAGGUAAGCAAAGAACACUUUGUUAAAUUAUACACUCUUGUCUUCUCCUUCCCCUUACAUUCUCAUGUGCACCCCCAAUCUGUUUACUCUCGUACAUUUUGGUAAUAUGCAUUAUGUACUUCUACAAGUACUUGUGUCAUAGAAAUAUAUCUUAACAUUUAUAAAGGUAACAUAAGGGAGUUGGGACUGCUUCAUGAUUGCAGAUAUUGUGUCCCACAGAGGCAGGGCACUAGGCUGGGAAUCAAACAGUGCAAUCCUGCACAUGUUCAGUUGUAUUUGUUUCCUUAAAAGGCUGUUGCCCUGUGAACAAUUACAAUUCCCCAUUGAAACCAGUAGGACUUAUGCACGGGUACUUUGAAGAUGGGGGUCAGGGUCUUGUCAAUCACAAAUUCUGCCUUGGUGCCCUACCAAAAUUUGUGGACGAAUUGUGCAGUUCUUUGGAUCCAGGCCAUGUAAGAUUAAAUGUGACUGAUGUAGAUUUGGUAGGGUAAGUGCCUUUAAAAAAAAAAAAGUUUGAUGAACUUUUUCUGGUCAAUUGCAUCUAAUUUUUGUGGGCUUCUGUGUGCUUACAAUUUGUAUACAAUUUUACAUUUUCUUGUAGGACUCUAAAGCUUUAGUCUCGAAGGAAAAAGAGGUAAAUAAGAUUACAGGUGCACUGAGUGCUCUACAGGAGGCAAAUAAUAAAGAGAUGGAGGCUUUGACUGCAGCCCAGCAGCACUUCAAUGCUGUAUCAGCUGGUCUGUCCAGCAAUGAAGAUGGGGAAGAUGCUACUUUUGCUGGACAGAUAAUGGCUUGCAAAAACGAUAUGAGCAAAGCAGAAACAGAAGCAAAACGAGUAAGAAUCUGUCUUUGCAUCUUUUGGAGAGGGUGGGAAUCCUUAGCCCAGGCUUCCUCAACCUCAGCCCUCUAGAUGUUUUUGGUCUACAACUCCCAUGAUCCCUGACUAGCAGGACCAGUGGUCAGGGAUGAUGGGAAUUGUAAUCUCCAAACAUGGAGGGCCCAGGUUGAGGAAACCUGCCUUAGCCUUUAAAAUGACAAAUAGAUUGUGUUAUGAAUGUAUGUAUGUAGGAUUGCAACUUAGGAGGGCAGUGACUUCCUAUGAAGGCAAAAGCAACAAUAAACAAGCAUCCUGCAUUCACCUCUGCUAGUGACAGAGGUGACUUUUUCUUAAAAGCCAAUUCCUACUUCGAGCACUUUUCUAAUCCAACUCAUUUUGGAAAAUACUAUUCUGGAGUGCAGAUGCUAAAUAAUUUGAGUAGAUGUAGAUGUAUGGCAGAUAGAAAAGCAAAAGUACCUCUUUUAUUUUUCUUUUAUCUUACUGCCUUUUAGCAUUUUUCAAUUCUUGAUAGCUGUUUAUCAAUAUUACUCAUAUGUAGGGUUAAAUAUUGGAAGAUUUAUAUUAGGGAUAAAUGAGGAUGUGUAUUGGAAGGUGAUGGACAGAAGAUAAAGGGGCCUAUUUAAGAGACAGGGUGGAAGGCUAAGAAAGGGUGAUGCUCUCCUAGGUAAGAGCUAGGAUAAAAUAAAACCGUGAUAGAGGCCUAGACAGAUAGAUAGAUAGAUAGAUAGAUAGAUAGAUUGUAUGAUAUGUUGAAAAGUUAACAAAAUUGAAAGAGAGGAAAAUACCUUUCUCCCUUUUGGAAAACAGUGCAAACUAAACAGCUCCUGAAAAGAAGUAGAAGCAUGUGAACAUAGGGGGCAGAAAUCAAACUUCUGCAUAUGCUGUAAUAUGAUAGUGAAGUUAAAUGUUACAAAUAUUUCAUAUCCUACUGUGGAGAAAGUCUCCUUAUCAGGCAAAAUAUAUUGUCUUAUCCCUAUUCUUCACUCUGGGCCUGCCAUCACAUUUUUUGUUAAAGCAAUGUAAUGGAACAAUAAUCUGCUUUUUUAAGCAGAUUAUAAUCAAUCACUUUAUUUGCCUGCCACCUAAACACUCCAGCCCAAUCAUGCAUAUGUCUUGGCCAUAAGCUUCACUGAUGCUUCUGAGUAAAGCUUGUGUACAUUUGCAGCCUAUAUUUAGUGGUUCUAGUGUAAAAAGCCUGACUAAUAACUUCAUGUUCAUGGCAAGGCGAGAGAAUGCUUCCAUAUAAGCAAGGUUCCUAGACUUUUGAAUUUUCCUUGCAGGCUCAGAUGAAGCUGAAACAUGCUCAACAAGAACUAAAGACCAAACAAGCUGAAGUGAAAAAAAUGGAUGCUGGCUACAAGAAAGAUCAAGACACCUUUGAAGCUGUCAAAAGGCAGAAAGAGAAACUAGAAAAUGAAAUGAAGAAACUCAACUAUGAAGGUUAGCUUAGGACUAGGUGAUUGAAUGGCGAAAACGGUUGGGAGUAGAAGGAAUGAGGAAACAAUUUAUGGAGGUGUGAAUCUAGAAGUUAAUGUCUGGAUACUACUGAGAAAGGAGGUAGCACAGAAUUGCUUGUGAAAUUCAUCGAGGUUUUUGCUUGUCAUGCACAGGUGUGUAUUUAAGAAACUGCUAUCCAGCAGACUUUUGGUGAACUGCCAAAGUUGGACAAGAUGUGAGCCAGACAUAGAAGAGUGCAGGCAUGCUAAUGUUCAUGCAUAUGCGUUAGCACAUGCUAACAUGUGCCAUGAGUUUAAAAUGCAGUCACAUGGGACAUGGGCCACCUACGUCUUGUGCCUAUGUUUAAAAUCCCCCCUAGUAAUUUGUGGCACCUAAAUCAAUGCUCCUACCAGUUUCACACAUUUUGGGUGUUGUAUUAUUUUAGAUAUGGGCUGUGCAUUUCCUCCUAAACAGCUUCAUUUUGAAGUUAUGUAAACUGGGUUCUUUUAUUAUUAUUAUUAUUUCUUGGUGGUUCUAGAGAAAAAAGAAGAGACCCUCUUGGAAAAACAAAGGGAGUUGUCCCGUGUGGUUAACCGCUUGAGAGAGUCCUAUGAAAAGUUAAUGAGCAAGUUCCCCAACCUACGCUUUGAGUACAGGUAAAACUACAGACUCAUCUGUUCCAUUAAAAUGUCCUAUUUUCAAACAUGGAAGCUGAGAAAAAAUAUUCUGAUUUUGGAUAGAAUUGCAGUGCUUCAGUCUGGAAGCUAUUAAUUAGUCAAGAACAUUAUUUAUAUACUUUAAGUAGCACAUUUGUUGCAUUAUGCCUUUCCCCCUUUUUCCUUUUGUUUUUUUUUUAUCUGAAUUUUUAAUAAAAGCUUUCAACAUACCAUAAAAAUUAACUAAUCUAAAUAAAGAUAGAAAAGAAAAGAAACAAAACAGAAGAGACGGGGCGGGGGGAGAGACCAAGGAAGGUCUCUAUCAGCAGUCAGUCUUAAUCCUUACCACCCACAAAAGGGGGUGGAUCUUCCCAGCUCUCACCUGGGAGCUUCCAUUUCUUCUUCUAGCCUCCCACCCUGGGAGUUCUUCCCUUCCCUGCCUCUCCCACAGGGUCCUUCAUCAGUCAUUCAUCACCUUCCUCCUCAACCCAACAUAGAGGACAUCAAAGAACAAAAUAUAACCUAAACAAACAAAAAUGGACAAAAGCUAAAGAUCAUUAAAAGAUCAUAAAAAAGAGAUAAACGAAAGAAGUGGAAAGGACUUCCAAUGCUCCAUCUGCCCAUUAUGUAUAUUAGGGUUAUUCAAUAUAUUUAAAAUUGGCUAGUGUUAAUAGGCAAUUAGAUCACCUCGGGUGUAAUGAGUUCCAAUCUCAAAAAGAAUUAAAAGAAGGUAGGUUUUGCUGACCUGAUGUCUUAAGGACUAUUAUGCAGAGUCUCUGAGACGUUCCUCCACAUCCAAUAACAAUUCUUUGUCUCCAUGUGACGAAUGACUGCUUUCAGAGGUAAGUGAGGUUCAUGCCAAUUAAUCUCCCUAUCUUCAAAGGGAGAGUGUGAUGCCAGGAUUCGUCCUGGCUAUCGUAAAUCAUUGCAUAAUUAUCUCUGUCAGAGCAUCAAUAGCGAGUCAUCCAUUCCCCCCCCCCCCCCAGCUUUAUGUUGUUCUCAAGCAAUACAUUUGAAUUGACUGAUUAGCAGCAGCCAAAUUACGACUGAUGGUUGUUGUUCAUUUUAAGAGAUCCAGAAAAGAACUGGAACCGAGAUCAAGUGAAAGGCCUUGUUGCAUCUCUGAUUACAGUGAAAGAUAUCUCUACAGCAACAGCACUAGAAGUAGUUGCUGGGGGUCGACUCUACAACGUUGUGGUGGACACCGAGGUAUGUUUUUCUCAGUAGGAUAAAUUAAAAGAAAAUAUCCAGGCUUUUGAAAGGGGUUUUCUACACAAAAGACCCUAGAUGUGGCAGCAGGUAUACACUAGACGGCAAAGUGCUGCCAGUCCUAGCACUCAACAAUGCACCCGCAUGAGGCACCUGUUUGAAAUUGGGUCUGUCUCAUUUACAAACUUUAUGGCCUUAUUCAUAUGUUAAGACUCAGAUGCACAACUAGAGCUUGUCUAACGUGAGCUUCAUACAGUUUGAAACAUAAGCUAGGUGUGAGUUAGAAAUUAAACCUAUAAAGCUUUUCUACCUUUCAGAAGUUGUAAUUUAUUACUGCUGCAAUCUGUUAUUAACUCAGCACCAGCUAUGAGUUAAAUGGGUUAGUAUGUAAGUGUGAUUUUUUGUUUCUGCUUUCUUCUGUUAGCUUACUGGGAAAAAAUUGCUAGAAAAGGGCGAACUGAAGCGUCGCUAUACCAUUAUUCCACUGAACAAAAUUUCAGCAAGGUUUGUUGAGAAAGAAGCUAUCAGAGCGGCUAAAACCUUGGUAUGUUCUUAAAUAAUUUUACGGAAUUUUUUCCAGUAUGCUACUGGUGAAUUAUUUCACUUUAUAACACACACUACAUGCUCAUUAGUUUUCUUAUGAUAUGAUUUACACUUCUAUGUUCUGUAUACAAUGGUACCUCAGUUUUUGUACAUCUCCAUUAAUGAACAUUUUGGUUUCUGAAUGCCAUAAACCCGGAAGUAAAUGCUUCGGAUUUUGAACACGCCUCGGAAGUUGAACAUGCCACGCGACUUCCGUAUUGAGUUUUCGGUUUUCUAAUGUUUUGGAACUCAGAACAGUUUUCUGGAAAAGAUUACAUUUGAAAACCGAGGUACUACUGUUUAUACCAAAUGCUUCUUUUAUAGGCUGUGAAUUUGGGAUAGAUGAUUUUGCGGACUUCUGGACUUCUUAGGUCAGGCACGUCCGAAAUCUGUUUUGGGAUUUGGGAGCCUAAUCCGGCCUGCUGGUCGGUUUAUUUUAUUUUUUAUAAGAUAUUUAUUAAGAUUUUCAAAAUUUUACAAAAUAAAAAUAAAAAAAAGAAGAAAAUACAAAAUAAAAAUGGUUAAAAACAACUCAAUCUUUCCAUUACUUAUUUUUCAUUAGCUUGUUUCCCGGACCUACUCACGCCUCCCUUUUUGUAUUCCAGUUCGGUUUGUUGGUUCAGCAAAUCCUUACCCUCUUUGUUUAUCCUAGUCUUUAAUCUUAAAAUAUUGUAACGUUAAAUUUUUACCUAUUAAUAAUCCAUUUUUCAUAUUCCCUUAUAGUAUUACAGCUGAAAACCACUUAAUUUCUAUCCAGCAUCAUUCUAACAUUCAUUAAUUUUACAAUAUUUCUGUAGAUAGUCUUUAAAUUUCUUCCAAUCUUCUUCCACCGACUCUUCUCCCUGGUCUCGGAUUCUGCCAGUCAUUUCCGCCAGUUCCAUAUAGUCCAUCACCUUCAUCUGCCAUUCUUCCAGAGUGGGUAGAUCUUGUGUCUUCCAAUACUUUGCAAUGAGUAUUCUUGCUGCUGUUGUGGCAUACAUAAAAAGUUCUAUCCUUCUUUGGCACCAAUUGGCCGACUAUGCCUAGGAGAAAGGCCUCUGGUUUCUUCAAGAAGGUAUAUUUAAAUACCUUUUUCAAUUCAUUAUAGAUCAUCUCCCAGAAAGCCUUAAUCCUUGGGCACGUCCACCAAAGGUGAAAGAAUGUACCUUCAGUUUCUUUACAUUUCCAACAUUUAUUAUCGGGCAAAUGAUAGAUUUUUGCAAGCUUGACUGGGGUCAUGUACCACCUGUAUAUCAUUUUCAUAAUAUUCUCUCUUAAGGCAUUGCAUGCCGUAAACUUCAUACCUGUGGUCCAUAACUGUUCCCAGUCAGCCAUCAUUAUGUUAUGUCCAACAUCUUGUGCCCAUUUAAUCAUAGCAGAUUUCACCGUUUCAUCCUGAGUAUUCCAUUUCAACAGCAAGUUAUACAUCUUUGACACAAUCUUAGUUUUGGGUUUCUAAUUUUGAUUUUUCCACCUGGAAACCAAUUUUCUUGUCCGAAUUAUAUGCCUCCAUUAUCUGAUAAUAAUGAAGCCAAUCUCACACUUUGUUUUUCAGUUUCUCAAAACUCUGCAAUUUCAAUCUAUCUCCCUCUUGUUCCAGAAUUUCCCAAUAUUUCAGCCACUUGGCCUCCAUAUUGAGCUUUUUCUGUGCUUUUGCUUCCAUCGGUGACAACCACCUUGGGGUUUUGUUUUCCAAUAAAUCCUUAUAUCUUAUCCAGACAUUAAACAAUGCUUUCCUGACAAUAUGAUUCUUGAAUGCUUUAUGUGCUUUGACCUUAUCAUACCACAGAUAUGCAUGCCAUCCAAAUACGUUGUUAAAACCUUCUAAAUCCAAAAUGUCUGUAUUUUCAAGAAGCAGCCAUUCUUUCAACCAGCAGAAAGUUGCUGAUUCAUAGUAAAGUUUAAAGUCUGGCAGGGCAAAUCCACCUCUUUCCUUUGCAUCAGUUAAUAUCUUAAAUUUUAUUCUGGGCUUCUUGCCCUGCCAGACAAAUCUAGAAAUGUCUCUCUGCCACUUCUUGAAGCAAUCCAUUUUGUCCACAAUUUGCAAUGUUUGAAACAAAAACAACAUUCUAGGCAAUACAUUCAUUUUUAUCGCAGCAAUAUGACCCAGCAAUGAAAGCUUCAAGUUUGACCAAAUUUCUAAAUCUUUUUUCACUUCGGCCCAGCAUUUUUCAUAGUUGUCUUUAAAUAAAUUCCCAUUUUUUGCUGUCAUAUUAAUCCCCAGGUAUUUCACUUUCUUAACCACUGUCAAACCUGUCUCAUUCUGAAACCUCUGGUGGUCGGUUUAAUCUGGCCCCUGUGGCAGUUUAUUUCUUGGGGUAAAAUCCUAAAUAAAUAAAUAAAUAAAUAAAAAAUGUUCACUUCAUCAAAUCUGGCCCUCUUUGAAAAAGGUUUAGACACCCCUGUCGUAGGUGGUCUCUGUCUGAGCAGUGGGUUGGUGAGAAAUCACGGGGCAACCAUCACAAUUCAACCAAUAUAUCUGUUAUACAGUCAUUCAGACAGAAACAGCUGGGGGGGGUGAGCUUCUAGACUGGCUUCCCAGGAGAGGUGAGGUGGUGGGCAGCUCGGCACAGUGUAAAUGCAUCAAUAAGAGUUCAGGCUGCUUCUGCUGCUGCUUCUCCAUGGCACCAAUCUCCCUGCUGCCUUGUUUCCCUCCCUCCUCAUAAGCACCAAUGACCUACCUACCAGGAAGCUAGCAAAAUGAUUCUUCCCCCCAGUGACCCACUUCUGGAUUGAAUGAAUAGGGGAGAGCAAGUCAUUGAGUCUCACUGUUUCUAGUGCUAUUUGUUCUCUUUUUCUCUGCCGUGUUAAUUCUUUUUUCUUUUGGACGUUAGGUUGGUGAAGACAGUGUCCAUCUGGCCCUUAGUCUGGUGGGAUAUGAAUCUGAAAUUCAAAAGGCAAUGGAAUACGUUUUUGGAGGCACGCUGGUUUGCGAUAACAUGGACAAUGCCAAGAGAGUUACCUUUGACAAAAGGAUAAUGACAAAAACGGUCACCCUUGAUGGAGAUACCUUUGAUCCUCAAGGCACUCUGAGUGGAGGUAAUUGCUGCCUUUUAUUUCAUAUUGCACAGCUAUAACUGAUUUUUUUGUUUUCUUUUUGUUUGGCUAUACUGAAUUUGGAUUCAUUUAUUUGCUUGCUAAAGACUGCAUUUCUAGUUUUAUCCCUCUGUUAUAAUGGACAGAUUUGUUUGUACACACUGUUUACCCUGGCUUUUGAAACUUGAGAUGUAUAUUUUCUGUGACUAAAUUGUUUUAAAUGGUUUUUAAUAUUGUGCUUUAAUCGUUGUAACCUGCCCUGGGACUUGAGCGUGAAGAGCAGGUAAUAAAUAAUAUUUUUAACAAUACAUGUGGAUCACUUGAUGCAGCAUAACAAAUUUCACCCUGCAGACAGAGCAUUUGUGUCACCUGACAUUAUUCCAAAGGCAACCCUUUUCAUCCAAUUGAAUUCAUCAUAGACAGCUGUGGAGCGACUGGAUUGUGCUUGUGUAGCUUAUGUAUUCAUUGGUCUUCAUUCAAGCAGCUGUUUACGACUUUCUUCUUUCAUGAACCAGGCGCACGACCACAAUCUGCUUCGGUUUUGUCCAAGCUUCAAGAAGUAAAAGAUGUGCAACAGGAAUUGAAAGCAAUGGAGGCUGAAUUGCAGUCAAUAGGAAAGGAAUUAGAAAGUCUGCAGGGGACUGCUGAAAAGUAUGUAUUGUCAGUACUUACCUUUGUAUAGAAACCUGAAGAAGUUUGCCUCACUUAAAGCAGUAUGAAUGUUUUAUAAUGCUGUAUUUCACGGGAAGAAUUGGGUCUUUUCCCCUAGAUAAAAAUCUGUGAAUAAAAAACGAUGUAUAGAAGCUUAAACUUCUACAGAUAGUUGGUACAAGCUGGCUUGUAGUAAUGCUACUUCCGUACCAAUUAAAGAGCACAGUUGACUAAUUUUGUGUGACAUCUGUACUACAGAAAUAUUACAAUUAUCACAAAACAUUUGUUAUGCUUGUUAUAUGAUAAAAUGAGAGGGACAGGAAUGUGUACACUACCUUGAGUUCCUUGGAGGAAAAGACAAGAUGCAAAUGCAGUUAAAUACAAAAUCAUUAGAAAGUAUUGAUACUAUCCAGUUCAAUUGCUUUUAAAGAUACUUGUAUAUAAAAUACUUGGGGACGCAGGUGGCUCUGUGGUCUAAACCACAGAGCCUAGGGCUUGCUGAUCAGAAGGUUGGUGGUUCGAAUCCCCACGACGGGGUGAGCUCCCAUUGCUCGGUCCCUGCUCCUGCCCACCUAGCAGUUCAAAAGCACAUCAAAGUGCAAGUAGAUAAAUAGGUAUUGCAAGGAGGUAAACGGCGUUUCCAUGCACUGCUCUGGUUCGCCAGAAGCGGCGUAGUCAUGCUGGCCACAUGACCCAGAAGCUGUCUGAGGGCAAACGCUGGCUCCCUUGGCCUAUAGAGCGAGAUGAGUGCGCAACCCCAGAGUCGUCCGCGACUGGACCUAACGGUCAGGGGUACCUUUACCUUUUAUAUAAAGGUUUUAUAUAAAUAUAAAAUACUUGAGUGAAGCACUGGUUGUUGUUUGUAAAAUGUUUAAUUUUUUUAAGAUAUCGUCAGCUGAAGCAGCAAUGGGAGAUCAAAUCUGAAGAAGCAGAACUAUUGCAAACCAAGUUGCAGCAAAGUUCCUAUUACAAACAGCAGGAAGAAUUGAAUACAUUGAAAAAUACAAUUGGUGAGAAGAAAACAGUGAUAGCGUAUUUUAACUGGCUGUAUGUACUUUGGGUUAGAGUCUGCGAGCCGGUUGCUUAGCAAGGGAAAUGACUUUUUAAAAAUAAUAAUCGUUUUAAAAGGUAAAUUAAGUCAAUGUGAUAAUUUGGUAAUUUUUUGUAUUUCUUGCCAGUGGUUAAUGUUUAUCUUUCUCCAAAGGAGAAUUAGCCUCUUUAAUCUCCAGUAGCUUUCUGCAAAGUGCAUUCUACAUUGAGUCACUGGUUCUUGACAUCUGUGGUAGCCAGGCAAAUCAUUCAGAUCAGAUCCCAGCCUCACAAAGUGGCACAGGACUGGUAUUGCUUCGGCGAGAGCUUGGCUGGCGUGAUGGGCUCCGUUCACCCUCCAUCCCCCCUCCAUGGUGUGUGCACAUACCUGCCCCAGGUGCCAGAAAACCAUACUACACCACUGGCUGAGCCUUUGUCUUUAUCAGUAGGCAUUACAAGGCUGUCAUAUUACUUUAAAGAUGACAGCAUUUUUAACUUUGAAAAUACAUCAUGCUUUUACAAAGGGAACAUUUCAUUUUCUCUCGAAGUUUCCUUGGGGGAGGGGGGAUUUUUUGCUUCGAACAGAAUUGCUGUAGAAUCUUUCUGCCCAGAAGUUUGUGAUCAGCAGCCUCUUCCUUUUCAGAGGAAAGUGAGGAGACUUUAAAGAAAACAAAAGAGGUUCAGAAAAAAGCAGAGGAAAAGCUCAAAGUGCUGGAAAACAAAAUGAAAAAUGCCGAAGCAGAAAGGGAGAAAGAGUUGAAAAAUGCCCAGCAGAAGCUUGAUGGAGCCAAAAAAAAAGCUGAUGCUUCCAGCAAAAAGAUGAAAGAAAAAGAGCAGGUAAAACUUUUAACAACUGUGUAAUGGUGCCCAAACAUUUAAAUAGUCUUGAAAUUAACUAAAACUUGUGAUUGUUCCUAAACUAAAUAACUUUGUGGGGGAGGCACUUAGGUGGUCCUUAGAAGACAGUUGGAUGUGGGAAAGCUUUCUACCGUCAGGAGAACCUUGGAAAACAUUUGCCCAACCCACCUUGAGAGUCUAGUGUGCAUAAUUUCAUUAGAUUAAUACCAAGCAAGUGCUAUCCGUGUAGCACAGAUAAUAUGAAUGCUUUGGCAGGAGCAAAUCCCACUGCGUUCAGUGGGGCUUGCUCCCAAAGAACUGCAGCCUUAAGGGGUGUUGUUGUUCUUUUGUUUGCUUGCUUUGUUCAGGAAGCUGAAGCUCUAGCACUGGAACUUGAAGAGCUAAAACGGGAACAAAACUCUUAUACGCAACAGAUUGAGGCGGUGAAUGAAGCUAUAAAAUUGUUCCAAGAGCAGAUUGAGGUCAUUUCAGCCGAGGUAGCAAAAAACAAGGUAAGUCUUAUCAUUCUGAUUUAAUGAAAGAAGCAACCUGACAUGUCUUCUUGAACUCUCAAGCUUUAAGAAAAGAGGGGCUGAUGAGUCAAUACUCCAGAGUAUCCUAAAAUACUAUGCUGGCAAGUCCCAUUUUUGUGCUUGCCAAGUCCCUCUGUUGGCAUUCCGUUUUGUCUCUUGAAUCACAUCUUGAGGGUGGGGACUUGCCCGGCAAGGGAGACUAGCUUUGCCUGUAAGGUGCCAGUUGAUGAUCCACAUUCAAGAUUCUUUAAAUCUUGAGUGCUUUUUUGUUUUGAGUUUUAAUACGUUAAAACGUACUACUUUAAGUAUUUCCAUUCCACAUUUAAUUUUAAUCAGUGUGGAGAGAUAAUUGUCUCCUUUGCUGUUCAGGAAUCCGUAAAGAACGCUCAAGAGGAACUGGCUAAGCAGAAAGCAGUGGUGAUGGCCCAGGAUAAAGAAAUCAAAGCCAAAUCUACAGAGGUUGUGAAAUAUAAAGAACAAAAUAACAAGGCGCAGCUUAAGAUCAAGGAGCUGGAACACAAUGUCAGCAAACACAAGGAGGAGGCUUCUGAUGCUUCUGCAAAGGUAUGUUAACAUAUCUACUUCCUCACCAGUGAGUAAGAUCCCUACUUCUGAUACUUUUAACUGUGUUUGAAUUUAAAAUAUGCAUAUUGUGGGCAGAGAUGAAUUCUAUGGGAUGUAAUGACUGCUGAGUGCAUUGCUUGUUCAUCUCCCAUUACCAUUGUUUGGCUUCCUUUAUCUAUGUGGCUGCAAAAACAUUGUGAUCCUACUAGCAAAUGCAAGAUUAAUAUCCCAAACAGAAGCUUCCCUAACAGAUUUCCUCCUCUCAUUGCAAGAUAAAUUUUCAUACCAAAGAUGAAACACAAUAUCAACGCUGAACCCAAUAAGUUUUCUACCUGAAGUUUUUGAGGCUUCCCACAUCACAGUUUGGAAUUGCUGUGCUAAGAGUUAUAGAAACCUUUGGGGGGGGGUAGAUGAAUAUUACUCUAUAAAAGUUCUAAACUGUUUUUGUUUGUUUGUUUGUUUGUUUGUUUUGUUUUUAACAGGUUGCCAAAAUGCUGAAUGACUAUGAAUGGAUAGCUUCAGAGAAAAACCUUUUUGGCCAACCAAACACAGCUUACGAUUUCAAAACUAACAAUCCAAAAGAAGCUGGCCAGAGACUUCAGAAAUUGCAGGAAAAGAAAGAGAAGUUGGGCAGGAAUGUCAACAUGAGAGCUAUGAACAUGCUUACAGAGGCAGAAGAAAGAGUUAAGUCGCUUCCACUCCACUCUUUCCCCCUGCCACCUCCCAGUUACUGUGCACACAGCCGUACCAUAUCCUGCAUUACCCUAUCCUAAUGUGGAAGCAGCGUGUUUAGAUAGUGAACAACAAACUGGAUGGCUUUAGAUGCCUAACUAUGCAGAAAGCGGCCAAUAUCUAACUUAACAUGUCCUGUCAGCACGAUGAUUUUCAUUUGUGCAGCGCCUGCCUCACGCUCUCCCCAGAUCUGCUCCAGAGAGUUGAGAGAGCCCCUAGAGUAAAUUUAGAGGAUAUGUAGCAGAGGAGAGUGUCAAGGGCAGAGAGAGGAGUUUUCCAUUGAGCAAGCAGAAAUCCUUGUGCUGAUGGAAUGCUUUCGUUGGAUACUGCCCAAUGUUUUUCUGUGUACUUCAAGCAAAAGACCUCCAUAACAUUCUUAAAGGAGUCAUUCAGGCUUCCUGUUAAUGAGCUAUAAUUAUUAGCAGGUUUGUACCCAGCUGCCUAAAGCAUUCAGGUGCCUGGUGCCAGAAUGGCCAGCCCAUAUGAUACGGAAAAAUGCAGCCAAUGGCAAGAGGGGCUGUGACAUCGCUGCUAAGAGAGAACUUCUGUGACAUCAGAGCAGGUCAGCCAAUGGCAGCAAAAAAGGCAGUACAGGCAAAAGAGGCUGUUACUGGUAUAUAUUAGAAGGAUUCUGCUUUUUGUUCCAAACUACCAGUGUAGUAUCAAGCUUCUGCAUCAUUGGUUCAUACUUCCACACUGCCAAAUAAAUACUGACAACUCCACAAAGCACUAAAGUCCCUGACCCUACAAGCACCUUCUUUACCUUGCUUUUGUGAAAUUGUUCAAACACACACUAAAAAUCAAAGAAAACUGCAAGUUCUACAACCUAAUCUGCCCCAUGCCAAGUCACAUGAUUUUCAAUCUUGUCUGUUUCUAGUACAAUGACUUGAUGAAGAAGAAAAGAAUUGUUGAGAAUGACAAGUCUAAAAUUCUUGCGACAAUUGUGGAGCUUGACCAAAAGAAAAAUGAAGCUUUAAAUGUUGCCUGGCAGAAGGUAGGUCUCUUUAGUUUGAUAACUCUUCUGUCCAUGGGCUCAAGAAUAAACUUAAUUUCAUGGGUCUUUUUUUAAUGGAUUAACCAAAAUCCAUUGUCCAUUUAAUUAUUACUUGAGAUGCACAAAAGUCCCAUCAAGCAAAAUGAGUGUCAAAAAAAGACCUUUGUUGCCUAUGGAAUUGCUGUGUGCUAGAAAUGGAAGCCAUGAUUCAGGUCUCAGUCUUAACUCAAAAGAACUUCUAAAAAUAUGAUGGUUGCAUUCAAUUUCCCAGGUAAACAAAGACUUUGGCUCAAUUUUCUCAACGCUUCUGCCUGGGUCCAAUGCUAUGCUGUCUCCUCCUGAAGGCCAAACUGUUCUAGAUGGUCUCGAGUUCAAAGUUGCUUUGGGGAACACCUGGAAGGAAAAUUUAACUGAAUUAAGUGGGGGCCAAAGGUUAGUGUGAUAUAUAUAUAUUUAUAAACACAAAUGUAGCACAAAAUCAAAGACAACCAUUAAAUUGCCUUCUGUCCCUUUCCCAUCCUUGUCCUAUACAGCAGGGAUAUCCAUUGUUUUUUAUGAUACAUUGUUCUGUGUAAUAGUCUGGAUACUGACCUUAUUAAGUUUCAUGAGUUCAGUGAAAAAAUGGUGAGAUGUUAAUACAGUGGACACUCGGGUUGCGAACGUGAUCCGUGUGGGAGGCAUGUUCGCAACCCGCAGCACCAUGUCUGCACACGUGCAGGUUGCGAUUCGGUGCUUCUGCACAUACGCAAAGCACAAUUUAGUGUUUUUGUGCAUGCGCGAGCACCGAAACCCGGAAGUAACCCGUUCUGGUACUUCCAGGUUUCGGCGCGUCCAUAACCCGAAAACGCGCAACCUGAAGCAUCUGUAACCUGAGGUAUGACUGUAAUAGGUGUCAGGGAACUGCCAUCAGCUCAGAGGCGAGAGGUGGAAGGGCAGUUGUGUUACAGGGAGCUUCCGAAGAUCUUGCGAAGCAGUUCUUCCUCUGGCAAGGAGGGAAGCCCCGCCUCCAGUGGGGAAGGGACGCAGAGAUCAGAAGAUGCUAGGGAGAGCCUCAACACCGAGCUUGAGCAAAGAGGAGGGGAGGCAAGUCCCCCUUUGCCAACGCCCACUCUACGCAGUAGGUUUGUGCUCAGAGAGGGGAGGAGAAGGGUGGGGGUCACACGACUGUUAUGCUUGGGAAGGUAUAAGGACCGCCCACUCCCAGAUUCUGCUAGUGACUGAGCAGACAUGGACUUGCGAUGCUCUGCAUUGUAAAUAGUUUUGUGCAGAUAAUAAAGCCUGGAAAAGACAGGUUGGAGUCUUGCCUGUUUGCUCUCGAGCAACCACAUCAGCACAUAACAAUAGGAAAUAAUAAAAGAACAAUAGGAGUUGGGUAGCUAAACUAAAAUAGCUGCUGAGAAAUCUGUCAGAAGGUUUAAAAACGCAACUGUGGGCUCGGCCUCCAUUAAGCUAAUAAAUAGUUUUAUAUGUGUGGAAAUGUCUAUAGAGGUAUAGCAAUGGGGAAAGUACAGGCCUCAGCUAUACUGUGGUCUGCAAUUUCCGAGGCUCUUUAUUCUGGUGUCUACAGUAUGGGGAAUGCAGAGUGGUGCGUGAACUUGGUUUUGGAGAAAAAUACUGGCCAGAGGAGGGAGCGAACUGACAAAUUUGACUAGCCCAAAAUGAGCUCACCUGAUUAUUAGGUUCCUUGGGAAUAUUCACUUUCUUGGGAACAGGUCCACUUUGGAAUCCUUGUGGGUGUGGCGAGGUGGUCCAAGGGCUGCUGACUCUCCUUCCUAAUUUGGAGAGACAGGGAAGAUGGGAUGCAUACUAAUGCUUACUUGCUGUUUACCAGUUAGUGCAUAACCUGCACUCAUUAAAAUUGGUCCAACUGCUCUGGCUACCGAUUAAUUUCUGAGUUCAGUUCAAAGCAAUGAUUUUGUCUAGUAAAGUAUUAUGUAGCUCAGAACCCCAAUACCUCAAGGGCUUCCUCUCCUCGUAUGAACUUGCCCAAAUCCUGCAGUCUUCAUCAGAGGCCCUUUCUCCGUGUGCUUCUCCUGAGGGAGAUACACAGGAUGGGCACGUGGAACAGACCCUUUCAGUUUUGGCCCCUUCUCUGAAAUGCUUUCCUCAAUGAAGAAUACCAAAUAUUGUCAGUUUCAGUUUUUUGACAGCAGCUUAAGGCAUUUUCACUCAGUCAGGUAUACUCUUUUGUGGCUGGCUGAUGAUAAGACUUUAUUGUGUUACUGAACGAGUAUUUUAGAUAUUACAUAUCAUAAAAUGUUUUGAAUCUUUUUGAUGUUAUUCAUUUGUAUUUUAUCUUGCUAAGUUGUUUUGAGAUUCUUUUAGUACAGUGACAAACAAAUGUAGCAAGAUUUAAACUGAAAUCUUUGGUGCGUCUAAACUGUUUAUGCACUUGAGGUUUACAUGAUGUUGUUGUUUAACUCAAAAUUUUCAAGACCUAGCUGUGUCACUUUGCAUUACUCUCAAAGACAGAAGUAUUGUGAAGUAUUUAUUAAGUACUUCUAUUCCAGAAACCUAAAAAAAAAAAGUGUCCGUUAUUGAAAAUAGGGAUACAGGUAUUCACAUAUAAAACCUGGGUGUGUCUGGUUCUCUAUUUUUGUUUUGCGUUUCAGGUCUCUUGUGGCUUUAUCUUUGAUAUUAGCCAUGCUUCUCUUCAAGCCAGCUCCAAUUUACAUCUUGGAUGAGGUAGAUGCAGCCCUUGAUCUGUCACACACCCAGAAUAUUGGACAGAUGCUUCGAACCCACUUCAGGCAUUCCCAAGUAAGAAGCUAGUAACAAUGAGUAUAAUUUUCACAGAGCAUCUUCUGAACAAAUGCUUCUGGGUCUUGGAAGGGUUCCAGUUCUCUCUCUUAUCAGGUGUACUGUACAUUUGUUCAUCUCUGUCCCAGUUGCUCGUUCUUUCUAUAACAGUAAGAGGAAUAAAUGGAGAUUCUCACAGAAUAUUAAAAACACCAUAAAUCAUCAAACAUUAAAAACUUCCCUAAACAGGGCUGCCUUCUAAAAGUUGUAUAGUUAUUUAUCUCCUUGAAAUCUGGGAAGGGUGUUCCACAGGGCAGGUGCCACCACCGAGAAGGCCCUCUGCCUGGUUCCCUGUAGCUUCACUUCUCAUAGUGAGGGAACUGCCAGGAGGUCCUCGGAGCUUGGCUUCAGUGUCCGGGCUGAACAAUAGCGCUUAGGCAGAUUUUAGCUGUUGUUCAUGAGAGGACUGCAGUUACACACUGUUGCAUUCCACCGAUAACUUCAUUUCAUAUUACAAAAGGAAGUUAACUGUUUCAAACGUAUGCUUAACAAUAUGCUUUUUCGGUUCCUAGUUCAUUGUGGUAUCGCUGAAGGAUGGUAUGUUCAACAAUGCAAAUGUGCUCUACAAGACGAAGUUUGUGGACGGCAUUUCCACUGUGGCACGGUAUACUCAGGCUCCAAAUAGCGGCACAGCCAAGAGGGGAAAAGACAAAAACGAAGCGUCAAAGAGCAGAGGCAGCCGUCUGACAACAUCUAUUCCCGUUUGAAACUAUAUGAUUAUAUUAUACAAACCUGUCUUGUACCUAGUAGUGAUGAUAUUUCAUAUUUUUGGAUGGAAUUCAAGCUACUUUUUGCAGCUGCUAAACUGCUGGCUUUGGCUCAGUUUUAUGUUUAUAUUUCUGAACUCCUAUCAUGGCAGUUCAUCAAUUUGAGGCAGCUUUAAAUGGUAGUAAAAUCUAGUAGUGCAUCAUUAUUUUUCAUUUAAAUUCAAAAAUUUGUAAAUAUUUAUUACUUCUAUUCUCCUGUUGUGGGCUAGUAUAUAUACCUUUUAAGCACUGAGUAAGUAAUUUGUUUGCAUUUCCGAUACAGUAAACUCUGUGCAUUGAAACUGAACUUACCUGUCUCUCUUUGAUGAUCAAAUUAUUCAACAGAGCAGGGGGAGCCAACAUGGGUCACUUCAGAGGUUAAAGGACUCCUGUAAUUCCUGACCAUUAGUCAUGCAGACUGGGAACUGAUGGGAGUCCGAUAAGCUCUGGAGGGCACCAGGUUGACUACCCCUACAACAGAGCUUAACUUUGACCAAGAGUGGGAAAGAGGGAGGGUAAGAAUGACAUAAAAGAUCGUCUGUAACACUUACUGCUCAAACAAUGCUUAACUCUUGCUAUCCCACUUUCUUUUUGUAUAGUUAAUGAAAUGUUCAUCUUUGAUUUAAUAAACCAGUUGGAACACAA